AUGGGUGACUGGAGCUUUCUUGGGCGACUGUUGGAGAAUGCACAAGAACACUCUACAGUGAUUGGCAAAGUCUGGCUCACUGUCCUCUUCAUCUUUAGGAUCCUGGUGUUGGGAACAGCAGCAGAGGAAGUCUGGGGCGAUGAACAAUCGGACUUUACCUGCAACACGCAGCAACCUGGUUGUGAAAACGUUUGCUAUGACGAGGCCUUUCCCAUUUCACACAUCCGUUACUGGGUGCUACAGAUCAUCUUUGUGUCUACGCCAACACUUAUUUACCUGGGUCACAUACUGCACAUCAUCCGUAUGGAGGAUAAGCGGAAAGAGAAGGAGGAGGAGCUGAGAAGUGCACAGAGACACGAGGAGGAGAAAGAACUCCUGUAUAGAAAUGGGGAGGGGGGCAGAGGAGAUGGGGAAAAGGAGAAACCAUCAAUCAGAGAUGAGCAUGGCAAAAUCCGCAUCAGGGGUGCCUUGUUGCGCACAUAUGUGUUCAACAUCAUUUUCAAGACUCUGUUUGAGGUUGGUUUCAUUUUAGGCCAGUAUUUUCUCUACGGUUUCCAGCUCAGGCCAUUGUAUAAGUGUGCACGGUGGCCCUGCCCCAACACUGUGGACUGCUUCCUGUCCAGACCCACAGAGAAGACCAUCUUCAUCGUGUUCAUGCUUGUGGUGGCUUGUGUGUCACUUGUGCUGAACUUAUUGGAGAUUUAUCAUCUUGGAUGGAAAAAAAUCAAACAGGGUGUCACCAGUGGAUACAUCCCUGAGCACGAGUCGUUAGCCCACACUGACACGGUUGAGACAGGAGCCAUGCCAUCUGCCUCCAGAACUGACUCUGCAACCGUUAGCUAUCCUCCCGAAUACACCAAGUUGGCAGCAGAGUUCAAGAUUGAUCCUCUGCAUGAGGAGCCAAACUCUUUCUACAUCAGCAGCAACAAUCACAUGCUGGCUGCUGAGCAGAACUGGGCCAAUUUAGCCACUGAACAGCAAACUCUAGAAAAGAAGGCCAUUCCUCCUUCUACUUCCUCCUCCUCCUCCUCUGUCUCUUCCUGUGAUAACGAGCAGCGCCCAAAAGACGCUGCUCCCACUACCAGCAUUCCCAGCUCAAGUGGUGGCAUUUUGAAUAGUGGGAAGUGUGAGCCAGAGGAGAGUCACGUCACCACUACGGUGGAGAUGCACGAGCCACCUAGCAUGUUUACUGACCUCCGAUGCACGAGCAGAGCAAGCAAAAUAAGCAAUGUAAGAGCGAGGCACAACGAUCUGGCUAUCUAG
Molecule: messenger RNA, 1263 nt
Organism: Neoarius graeffei (lesser salmon catfish)
Lineage: Eukaryota; Metazoa; Chordata; Actinopteri; Siluriformes; Ariidae
Gene: gja3
Product: gap junction protein, alpha 3
Exons: 2
Coding region: 1-1263 (420 amino acids)
Biological process (GO): cell communication
Cellular component (GO): connexin complex
Source: RefSeq, a predicted model, not a curated record